AUGGCUGCAAACUUCCGUGAUUAUAUUCCUCCACCUGAUCAUCCAAAGAUAAAAGACCUCCACAAGGUCGAUGUCCAGGCUUAUGCGACGGAGACGUUGACUGCGCCCGGACCUCAAAAAAUUGUAUCGAGAUGGGUCUCGAAGUUGAAGGAGCCAUUCAUCGGUAUCACAGUGGAUGGUACUCGCAGUGAAGGCCUAUAUAGCCUUGAGGACGAAUCGGCCCCAACCGAGCAGAUGGUCAACCGUGCCAGUCGGAUUCUUCAGUUGUUCGAUCCAAGCGAGGCGCAGAAAUUACGCCAUGAUAUUGACUCUGAAAACUGGAGAAAGUGGUCGAAUCCCGAGUUCAUCAUCUACCGCACGGGGGUUCGUCUGGAAGAUCUAAAUGUGGAGCAACGACAGGCAAUUUUCGAUCUGCUACAGGCGAGUCUUAGUCCUGUUGGCUAUUCUCGGGUUUUAGGUGCCAUGCAGACAAAUGACUUUCUCGGCGAGUUAUGCAACGCGAAAGCGAUCCUCAACAGAUACAGCUAUCAGUUCACCCUCUAUGGCACGCCAUCCACUACCGAGCCCUGGGGAUUCUCCGUGUUUGGCCACCAUCUGAGUCUGAACAUCGUUGCUGUUGGUAAUCAGAUGGCAGUGAGUCCGAUCUUUCUAGGGGCUGAGCCAAACGUAAUUGAUUCAGGACCCGACGAAGGAGUUCGAAUUCUCGACUCAGCAGGAGAAUUGCCUCUUGCAUUGAUGCAGUCUCUUCCCAGAUACUUGCAGGACCGAGCCCAGAUAUACAAGACCUUGCAUGACGAGAAAAUGCCAGAUGACCGCUGGAACCCUGCAGAUCAACGACAUCUGAGCGGAGCGUUUCAAGAUAAUAGAGUGAUUCCAUAUGAGGGUAUCAAAGCUGAGGAGAUGCCACAGCCACAACAGGAAACUUUACUACGUCUGAUAUCCUUCUACCAGGAUAUUCUUCCAUCCGGGCCGUACAACGCCGGUAUGAACCGGAUAAAACGACACUGGGGUGAAACUCACUUUUGCUGGAUUGGCGGAUACAGCGAUGAGGAUGCGUUCUAUUAUCGGGUUCAGAGUCCGGUGCUGAUUAUUGAGUUCGAUCAUCACUCCGGGGUAUUUUUGCUGAAUAAGGAACCGGCAAAGUAUCACAUUCAUACAAUCAUGCGAAUGCCUAAUGGCAACGAUUAUGGAAAGGAGUUGAUCCGCCUGCAUCGGAAUGGGCUUCACUGA
Messenger RNA from Aspergillus welwitschiae, 1230 nucleotides. RefSeq names its product DUF3500 domain-containing protein. Bases 1 to 1230 code for a protein of 409 amino acids. The transcript has 7 exons. The record is from RefSeq and is a predicted model, not a curated record. Lineage: Eukaryota; Fungi; Ascomycota; Eurotiomycetes; Eurotiales; Aspergillaceae.